Molecule: messenger RNA, 3001 nt
Organism: Hemibagrus wyckioides
Lineage: Eukaryota; Metazoa; Chordata; Actinopteri; Siluriformes; Bagridae
Gene: mpl
Product: MPL proto-oncogene, thrombopoietin receptor
Exons: 12
Coding region: 140-1993 (617 amino acids)
Biological process (GO): cytokine-mediated signaling pathway
Cellular component (GO): membrane; external side of plasma membrane
Molecular function (GO): protein binding; cytokine receptor activity
Source: RefSeq, a predicted model, not a curated record
UUUACUUGUUUUGCACAAAUUCACACACACACACACACACACACACACACACACACACACACACACACAAACAUGUAUCAAGACAAUUACCUCUCACUGUUCUGAAUAGUCAUGGGUUAAACAUGUAGCUGCAUAGACAAUGGAUCUACGGAUAACCUGGUUAAUACUCUUCUUCAUUCCGUCUGUGCAAGUGAAUUGCAGCCCUCAUCUGUCAAAACAAGAUUUGGUGCUGCUGACUGCUAAGCCAUACCCAGUGUGUUUCACUAGAACUUUUUCUGACUUCACCUGCUUCUGGAAGGCACCUGUAGGACAAUCCUUUGAUUUCCUUUAUCAGACAGAUGACGAUGCAGAGAGAAGAUGUAAUAUAAGUCAACAGGAGACUGCCGAAAGAACAAUCGUCCAUGUCUGCUUCUUCCCACCCAGUGACGUCUUUAUAUUUUCCUCCACACACAUCAAAGUGGUGGAAAAAGAAAACAACACAAUUGUCUACAGCAAGAGCACUGAUGUAGAGAACAACUGCCUGUUAAAUCCUCCAUCACAUGUGUCUCUUCACCAUACUGGAAAGCCUGGGGAAAUUCUGGUUAAGUGGCUGGCACCAGCACAAGAAGAAUUUACAAAUCAUAUGCAGUAUGAGCUACGUUACACAUCUAAAACGUUGCAGGAUACGGUUAAACAUAAAAAAGGUUCCAAGUGUGAGCAUAUGUUGAUCUCCCUGGUCCCAGGACAGCUAUGCACAGUGCAGAUAAGGGUUAAGAUAAGUUUUGAUGAUACUGGAGGCCACUGGAGUGACUGGUCACAUCCAGUUUCAGUCAUGGUACCUCAGACAGCAGGUGACAUUGAGUUAAAGUGCCACACUUCCGACCUACACCAAGUCCGUUGUCAGUGGAACGAGGAGCGAUAUGGUCAUGCAAACUUACAUUACCAACAAACCGACAGAAAUAUUUGGGGGAAUUGGAAGACCUGUGGGAAGAGUAAUGCCUCGGCGAGUCAGUGUGUUCUCUAUGGAGAUGAAUGCACUGUGUUUCAAGUUUACCUUAAUGCUACAUUCGGGCACUUUACCCGUACCUUUUACAUGGAAAAGUUCAGGAUGAACAAUAGCAUCAAAACAGAGCCUCCAGGAGGGCUGAAAGGGGAGAUCAUUGGAGAAAGGCUUUGUCUAAGAUGGCUCUCUCCUCUUCCACAAAUAUCUGAGCAUUUAAUAUAUCAGAUUCGCUACCAGCUACAAGGAGAGAGCGAGUGGAAGCUUUUUACACUGCAAAAUCCCAGUACCAGUAUCUGUCUGGAUGUGCAAGCCAGUGGCCAGUACACCAUGCAAAUAAAAGCUAUCCCCAAUGGAUUAUUGUACGGCGGGCACUGGAGUGAUUGGUCAAAACCUCUCACAAAACAACUUACUUCAGAAACAUGGUUGCUGUUUUUUGUGUGUGUACCUUUUGGCUUACUCAUUUCUGCUCUAUUGUUCUUCUCCUUCUCCAGUAAGCUCAAGCAGCUUCUGUGGCCACCAGUCCCAAAUCUGAACAAUGUCCUGGAAAAUUUCCUGAAAGAUAUCGAUGGACAACACUGGGAGCCCAACAUCAAGCUGUAUGAUGAUGACGUCCCUUCUGUGGUGGAGAUCAUGUCCGAAAAGGAGGCUCAAGUCACGAAGAAAAGUUCCUGGACACCGAACUGCCCAUAUUUCCCACAAUACCAGUUGGCUGUGGAUAAAAAUGAGGAGCAGGGCCUGGAGAUGAACCGAGAGUAUGUCAUCUUGAAGUCGAGUCCUGUCCACGAUAUCUCAAGCCUGAACGGGAAUGAUUAUGUUUAUGGACUGAAUACGUCAUUGGAUCAGCUUGAGGAAAAAGUCUGCUGUUAUUCUCCUCUUUGUUCAGACAUUUUUUCAAUCUCCACCACCAACAUCCUUAACCAUUCCUAUUUACAAGCUGAGAUUGCGAGCCUCCACACCAUAACUGGCCAUUACACCAAUCUGGAAACGGUAGCAUCAGCUAAGGAAGAGUGAAAAGGAAAGGGCAGAUUCAUCUCCCAGUAGACAUAGUGCAGGGAAAUCUUUUAGGGUUUAACCUGCAUGCAGUAGGAAGACCCCGUCAGGUUUAAAAGCAUUGAAAGAGAGGUCAAAACUGAGCAUCUCUGAGAGUAGUGCAAAUAUACUUUCUUACUACUUAUACGAAAACUAGAGGCCGUACAGUAUGGAAAGUCUCUGAAGACAUUAUUCUGAAAGCUCAAGGCUCAUUUAGAGAGAAACACUUGCACAACUUAAUUACUAAACGGUUUGUAUAGUUUCUGUUGAAGUACCUGUGGUAAAAACCCACUUAUUUCCUUGCAGCCAUCACUUUGAUAUUUUCUAAGACAGAUGAAAAGCUAAAACUGUCGUUGACACUGAGAUCAGCAUAUUCUUAAUUUAGAUGAAACAUAAAAAAAUAUACCUGGAAGUUAAAAACUGCCAGACUUUUAAGCAUUUAAGCGAACUUUUAUCACAUAUUUCAGCUGUAAAAUUUUUAUUAGAGAUGAGAUAAGAGUUCACCUUGUUGUAAACUAUUACAUUUAUGCAGUGUGCAAUCACUAAAAUGUGCUUCAAAUCCAGAUUAUAAAAUAGCUUUUAUAUUAUUAACAGCAUGUGUUAAAGUAUAGCAAAAUAUCUUGCAGAUUUAGCAAUCUUUUGUAUUUUAAUUUAGAUUAAUAUCUGCAUUAUUUUCCUCAAACUAUUUUUUUUAAAUGUAUGACUGAAUGGGCUGGGCUAACCAUCAAAUACUGUUAUACCUUUUUGGAGCACAUGUGCGAAACUUUAAAGGACAUCUUUUUAAGUCGCACCAUUUGUAGCAUAUUCACAAUAGUGUAUUUUUGCUGUACAAAUUUAUACUAAAAUUGUACCCCACACACAAGAUGCACCAAUAAAUGACCUGAAGCUGUUAUAAUAAUAAUAUCAGUCAUCUAAUCGUGAUCUAUUUGUCAUUAGAAAGAGGAUUUACGGUUAUUUACUCAAGCUUUGGUUUGACCACUUGAACAGAAA